ACUUGUUCUAAAUAUGCGAAUCAAACGAUUUGACCCUACUGUAAGAUACUGUUCAGAGCUCUUUGGUACUGUCUCAAGGGCAUAGAUAUCUCCGUAUCGUUUUUUUACAAGACACAUCGUAUUAAUGUGUAAGGAAUGGAUGCUCCUUCCACUCGUAAGCUAGCGUUUUAGUUUGACCAUACGGUCCCUAUUUUCAGCAGAACCACAAUGACAGCGUGGAGACAGGCAGCUCGCGUUUGCAGCGGUAUUAAUAGAGGAAUCAGCUUUCCCUCGCAUGCAUGUUUAACGUCUGUUGCCUCACCCAGAAGCUUCAGCACUGGAACAUCGGUACGAAAGGAUUUUUUCAAAGAUGUGGACUCACACAUCAGAGAUUUCCAGGAGAAGCUCACAGUCAUUUGGCCGGGCAGUGACUGGAACCCCUUACGCAUAACGGACGGUCUCCCUCCAGAAAGAUGCGAUAUCUUGAUUGUGGGCGGGGGUGUGGUGGGUUGGUCCAUAGCCUACUGGCUAAAGAAGAAAGAGAGGAUCCGGGAGGGGGUGCGGGUACUGGUGGUGGAAAAGGACCCCACGUACUCCCAGGCCUCCACUGUGUUGUCUGCCGGUGGGAUUCGCCAGCAGUUUUCCCUGCCGGAGAAUAUCCAUCUAUCCCUGUCCUCGGCAGAGUUCAUGAGGAACAUCAACGAAAACCUCAGUGUGUUGAACGACGACCCUGUUGACCUGCAGUUCAAUCACUCCGGGUAUCUCUUCCUGGCCAGUGAGAAGGGAGCAGAGGCUAUGGAGGAAAACUACAACACCCAGAGAUAUGCAGGGGCGAAAGUCACCCUUCUCUCUCCGACACAACUGAAGGAGAAAUUCCCAUGGAUAAACACUGAAGGUGUGGCACUUGCUUCCUACGGUCUGGAGAACGAGGGGUGGUUUGACCCCUGGACGCUACUUAACGCUUUCAGACGCAAGGCCAUGUCCAUGGGGGUGUUCCAGUGCUUUGGAGAGGUCACAGGUUUUAGGUAUACAACACGCGCAAUGGUGACAAAAGAUGGAGAGGUGGUGGACAUAAAGAGAAUUCGACAUGUAAAUAUCGGAAUGCCCAACAGUUUGGAGUACCAGCCCGUGGAGUGCUCCAUCGUGGUGAACGCCGCGGGCGCUAACUCUGGGAGGGUGGCCCAGAUGGCGGGCAUUGGAUCCGGGCCUGAAGACACGGCCAACAGCAUCUCGGUCCCCGUGGAGCCCAGGAAGAGGUUUAUCUAUGUGUUCAACUGUCCCGAGGGGCCAGGUCUGGACACGCCUUUCGCGGUCGACUAUUCGGGAUUCUACUUCCGGCGGGAAGGUCUGGGGGGAAACUACAUUACAGGGAUGUCCCCUGAGGAGGAAGAGGAACCAGAGACGACUAACUUGGAAGUAGAUCACGAGUUCUUCCAGGAGAAGAUCUGGCCCCAUUUGGCCAAUCGUGUUCCUGCAUUUGAGAAGCUGAAGGUCACGAGCGCCUGGGCAGGUUUCUACGACUACAACACCUUCGAUCAGAACGGCAUCCUGGGCCUGCACCCUCUGGUGAACAACAUGUACUUCGCCACUGGCUUCAGUGGGCACGGGCUGCAGCAGUCCCCUGCCGUCGGCCGGGCCAUCGCAGAGCUCAUUCUGGACGGGAAGUUUAAGACCCUGGACCUGACCGGCCUGGGCUUCCAGAGAAUCUUCUUCAACCAGCCCGCUCUGGAGAGGAACAUCGUGUGAGAGGGGGCGAGGAAGAGAGCCCAGGCGGAGGAGCAGGGCAGGGGAAACGAGAGGCGCCGAGACGGCCGGCCCAGGAGGAGGACCGCAGAGAGCAGAGAGGAGGAGGAACGUUGAGGAGAUGGGAGAAGGGAGGGAAACCGAAAUAGACACCAUUGUAGGAGGGAGGGUGGAAACGAGAGACUGGUUUGGAGGAAACGAUGAGCGGAACGAGCAGAAAGGAGUAAUCAGAAACUUAGAGGAGAUGGAGGAACUUUAAAACACCGCUGUAGGAGGAAGGGUUUAAACUGGAGACCGGUUUGGAGGAAGCUGAGGAGAAACGUAGAGGAGAUGGAGGAAGUGGAAUACACUACUAUCGGAGGAAGGGUAUAAGUAAGAGACUAGUUUGGAGGGCGUGUUUGUUCAUUGAGUGUUCUGGCCUGCAUGCGUAUAUGCCAUUACUCUCAGGUCAAAUAACCAAAGUUCAGCAUUCCUAAUAAUGGGUGAUGCUGAAGACCAGGUGUGUUAGACUGCACUCUCUGAAAUAAAGUGACAGUGGAGGUACAUUUUUGUUCUUCAAGGAUUGCAUUUCCCAAAUGUACCCUGAAAGUAAAGUAAUGUUUUUUUUUACAUGCAAAUGAGUACAUUUGCCAUGCAAAAAAGGUACACAUUAGUUGUCUAUUACUGGCUAGGGAUACAAUUGUGUGCACCAAUAGGGUACCGCUCCAGCAACGAUCAUUUUUACUUUUUUAGGCAGUAUUCGUACCUUUAUUUCUGAGGGCUCCUCAGAGGGCUGGAGGGCUCGAUAUCUGCCAAUCUCUGGGGCCCUUCAUAACCUAAGUGAUACAUUUAAGUCACUGACUGGCUAAAGAUUUUUUUAGAGGCCUUAAAUUACUGCAGACAGUGGACCUCCAGGACUUCAGUUUUAGAACUCUGCCGUAGACAGUAUGUCAGGUCAAAUUUCUUACCUUGGGUUUAUAGCUUGUUUCUGUUACAACUAUUAAGUAUGUUACUUCCUUCUGAGUAACAGACUGGGGAAUUCGCAAAUAAGUGUUAAACAGGAAUGGUAAAUGGGUAACUUACUGUAAGUGUUUAAAAAAUACCUUUAAAAUAUGUCAUGGCUGAGGAGCAACACUUUUCUUCCUUUAAAAACUCUUUAAAGAUUUUAAGUACUUGUGAGAUGGGAAAUUUAUGGAACGGUAAAAUGCUUCUCAAUUGUCUCAGAUUUUAACUGAUUUCAAAUACUGUACAUAUUGUAAGAUUUGGCGCAGAUGUCAGUGUAAAUGAACAGUAAUUUAUUCUCUUGACUGAGGAGAUAAUCAGCAUUAUCUCCUCAGUCAGGAGAUCUGAACAUUUUAUUGUUAAUCUUCAUAAGAUUUAUUCAGGCAAAAUAAUCACCUCCACCAGUUCAAAAUGUCUUUCUUGUUCUCUGUGGCAAGUUCAUGAUGAGUUAGGGGCGGCCUGCAGCAUAGAGGUUAAGGUACAUGACUGGGACAUGCAAGGUCUGUGGUUCUAAUCCCGGUGUAGCCACAAUGAGAUCCGCACAGCCGUUGGGCCCUUGAGCAAGGCCCUUAACCCUGCAUUGCUCCAGGGGAGGAUUGUCUCCUGCUUAGUCUAAUCAACUGUCCGUCACUCUGGAUGAGAUCAUCUGCCAAAUGCCAAUGAUGUAAUGUAAUGUAAAUGACGAGACAACUGUAAUUUUAGUAGUUUGCAAAAACAUUUAUUUUUAUAAAUACUCUGCUUAAACAUGCAGUUUUAACUCUCUCCAAGUACACUACACUGGUUGGUGCCUUGCAUGGCAGCCAAUCGCCGUUGGUGUGUGAGUGUGUAUAUGAAUGGGUGAAUCAGAAGCAUCAAUUAUACAGCACUUUGGAAUAUAGCUUUAUCAUAAAAAUUCACAUGGUUUGAUAAAUGAUGCGGUUUAUACAGCUGUCAGCUCUGAUGUUGCUUCAGUCCGAUUUGACCAUUUUCUUUGUCAAAAUAUAAAGCAAUGAGACUGCUUUCUGUUUUUCACCUAAAAAAAUAAAAAUAAACCACACGUUUGUGAAUGUUG
This is a messenger RNA of Conger conger (European conger), 3754 nucleotides long. RefSeq names its product FAD-dependent oxidoreductase domain containing 1 (gene foxred1). The record is from RefSeq and is a predicted model, not a curated record. Gene Ontology annotation, molecular function: oxidoreductase activity. The coding region runs from base 208 to 1725 and encodes 505 amino acids. Gene Ontology annotation, cellular component: cytoplasm. NCBI's taxonomy places the organism in Eukaryota, Metazoa, Chordata, Actinopteri, Anguilliformes, Congridae. The transcript has 11 exons.